GCGACGGGACGAGGAACCCGGGGCGGCUCACGCGCUCUCCGUUUCGUUGGUGGGGAGGUGAGAGCGUCGUGUGGAAAGCACCGGUAGUAUGCGGACGAGGCGGCCAGUGUCGUUUGGUCGCUGUUCGCGUACGCUCGUGCCGUCUCCCGUCGUGUUCUGUUCGCGUCCCGCGAAACCCGCGCAACAUUAUUGAUAAUAAUAUAAUAUACGAGUACGACUCGCACAGCCGACAAUACGUGCGUCGUCCGCGAAAUUUAUUUCGUUUUAAUAAUUGCAAACGCAAACAAAAAACCAUAUCGCGUCCGUCGUUUUUUUCUUAAUAAUAAUAAUAUUAUGUACGUCUGGUCGCCGUCGGUCGUCGUCGUCUGACGGAACGCACUCGGCAGUGCGCGCGGACCACAUAGCUCUUUAUACUCAACGUCGUCGUGGUGCGCGUGACAUGACACGCGGGCGUUCGCGCGACGUCUUCGCGGCGACGGCGUCGUCGCUGUUGCUCCUACCGCUGUUGCUGCUGUCUGCCGUCGUGGGGUCGUUCGCUGACAACGUGACCGUGUUCCGGUGCUGCGGUCGCGGCGAAAUGCUCGACCCGACCGACGUGCACGGGCCCUGCGCCCUGCUGCCGACAACGUUACCGCCGGACUUCGUGCCUGUCAUCUUCGACGUGACCAGCAACCAGUUCUUGAACCCCAACGAGCCACCGCCGGCCUACUGGAACCUGGUCCACGAACGUCCGCCGUGCCGGCCCGCCAUGUUCCUGCCCGCCGCCAUACCGCACGACGCACCGCGGUUCGUGUCGUUCCUCAACGGCACGCUGUUGGCGCAACACUGGCCCAAGAACCUGAUGGUGGACCCGGGACUGUACUGCUUGGACCGGGCCGGCGCGCUGGUGUGCCUGCCCGACGAGCCGAACAAGACGAAAAAGUGCUGCGGCCCGUCGGCGGUGUACAGCGAGACGAACGGCGGGUGCGAGUUCUCGGGCCGGCACGACACGGCCGAUCUGCCAGAAGACAUAACGUCCGGGUUCCCGCGGUGCGACGACGACGCGUACAUCUUGUCGGGCCGCAUCAACGAGUCGCACUGGCCCGUCAGCGGCGUGUGGCCCGCGGGCGGACAGCUGCGCACCGCCGACGGCGGCACGCUCCAGCCCCGCGAAUACUGUCUGGAACGCGUGCUGGAAGACACGCAGGAACCGCGCACGUGGACCGUGUUCACGUGCGCGCCCCGGCACGGCGUCGAUCACGUGACCAAGAGCUACCGCGAGGACAUCCGCUUCACCCUGUACCCGCUGGGACUGUUGCUGUCCGUGUUCUUCUUGGCCGUCACCCUGGUGGCCAGCUGCAUGCUGCCCAGCACUUACCACGUGCUCCACUGGAAGUGUCAAGUCAACCACGUCGGCUGUCUGCUGGUCGGCGACCUGUGCCUGGCCUUCGUCCAACUGUCCGGCGACUCUUUGCGCGGACCGCUGUGCGUCUUCACAGCCAUUGUAAUGCAUUUUGUCUUUCUGGCGGCGUUUUUCUGGCUCAACACGAUGUGUUUCAAUAUAUGGUGGACGUUUAGGGACUUGAGACCCGCCAACUUGGAUAAAGGCCAAGAGGCGUGUAGACUUAGACUAUACCAGUUGUACGCGUGGGGUGUACCCUUGGUGAUCGCUACGCUAGCCGCUGUAUUGGACCGUAUUCCACCAGAUCAAUACAUGUCACUGAUCAGACCUAAAUUUGGCGAACAUCGUUGCUGGUUCUAUGGUGACGCAGAAGUUCUAUCAUAUUUCUAUGGACCAAUUGGUAUUUUGUUGAUGAUGAAUCUAACAUUGUUCGCGGCCACGGCUAGGGAGCUGACGUGUGGUUUAUGGAGAACCGAAGUAGUGAAAUCUACUAGCGAAAGAGCGACGCUGGGCCGCGUGUGUCUGAAACUCGUGAUCGUCAUGGGAAUCACGUGGGUGGUGGACGUGCUGUCGUGGGUGAUCGGCGGACCGGAUUACGUUUGGUACCUGACCGACCUGAUGAACGCGCUGCAAGGGGUGCUCAUAUUCAUAGUGGUCGGCUGUCAGCCACAGGUGUGGAUGGCCGUCAGGCGCAUGUGGUGCCUGCGCACCGACAACCCGUCGGACGGCGGCAACGCUCGGUCGUCCACGUCCAACGCGAUGCCGUCCACCGUCAACGAGUCGACGCUGUCCAAACCGGUGGAGACGCUGUGUUGAUGUGGACCGCCGCCGCCGCAUCCCUCACCGCACGCCCGCACGCUGCAUACUCACGCAGAGAGCACACGCACGCACACCGCAAGCACACGUACACGCGCGACCAAAGCGCAACAACGACGACAAGCACAGACGUUGUAUACAUAGACAAUAACAAUACCGUCGUAACUCGUCGUCAUCAUCAUCAUCACCACCACCAUCAUCAUCGUCACCAUCAUCGUCAUCAAAAUCAUAUAAUCAUCGCGACACGGCGACAUGUCUGUCGCCGUCCACUGACCACUGCUGCUGUUGCUGCAGACUUCCGUCGUAUAAACGGCAUAAUAUAAUAUCAUGUUAUACGAACAUUGCGAGGUCUGUGCGCCAUCAUCGACGGACUCGCCGACCGCUCGUCGGCGUACGACGUGCACAAUCGUUGUAUAAUGUCCGUACGGUUAUCUUAAAAAUCAUCUUGCCCGCAAACGGAAUGUUUAGACUGACAAAUCUUUGUUUUAUAAUUGUAAUUUUUUUUUUUUUUUUUGUCUUUAACCAGUAUUAAUAAAUAAGUAUAUAUUAUGAUAUUUUAUGGUAUUUAUUAUAUAUUAUACAAUAUUGCAGAUGUGUAUAUUCAUAUUGUAUAAUAGUAAUAUCGAAUUUAGAAGAAAUUUUCACGCACAUUUUAUGAUUAUUUAUUAUUUAUUAUUAUUAUUAUUAUUAUUUCUCAUUAUUACUAUGUUAUAUUAUAUGUAUUCGUUCACCGUGUCGUCGACGACGAGCUUAUAUUAUAAUAUUAUGUGUGUGUGCGUUUUUCUCGUCGACGAAAACCUGCAAAGGACCAAAAAUAUUUUUAUUACGUACAAUCGCGCUUCAUCGGCGCAUUCUCUCUCGACCCGAUUAUAUCGUUGACUAAUGACUAUAUGAUAUUAUUUAUAUAAUAUCAUUACACUAACCGACUGUGUGGACAAAUCAAAUGCCCAUAAUAUUAUCGUUUUCGUUUGAAUAUAUCGAUGACAAAACUAUUUGUAGUCAGUAUUUAUAGAUAUAUAAUAAUAAUAUAUAUAUCUAUUUUUUAUAUAAUAUACUCAAUAUCUACCGAUGUAAAAUUUCAAUCACAAGUAAUAAUAUAUGUACUAAUUUAAUUCAUAUGAUAUAUUUAGGUACACUAGAACAAGUAAAUGAAUCGUUCGCAUUAUUUUUUUUUAAAUAUUAUGGCCGUUGUCCAUAUAGUAAUAAAAUUAUGUCCUCUACGCGUAAAUCAUAAUAUUUUGUUUAUCCCAAUACCACUAAUACAUUUUUCAAUUUUAUACGGUUAAGACAUUUCCGAUAAUAUUUAUGCGUAUGUUUAUUUUUACUUUUUAAUGAUCUGUAACAAUUUAUCAUAAAUCAGCUAUUAUUUUUUUUAAUUUAACAUUUUCCCAUCGAAAACAUUUAACUUAGAUUUUAUCUUGUGAAAAAAAACCGUAUAAAUACAAAAAUGUAGUUUGCUUUUUGUCCUUAAUAACACGUUAAUAUUGGCAUAAAAAUACGAGAGCUGAUAGUGAAAAAUUGUAUUUUAUUCGUGUUUGUAUUAUUAUCAUUAUUAUAGAUUUGUUUUCCUUGUGGUUGACAUCUUUUUAUAUUAAGUUCCUGUAAGCCUAUCUAAUUUAUUAAUAAUUUUUAACAAUAAUCUAUUUAUAUUAAAUUGUAAUUUUUUUUUUUUUUUAGUAUUAAUAUUAUUAUUACUUUUUUUUUUAUUUAAUAAGCCUGAUACCGCGUUAUUUUUGUGAAGAUCUUUAUGGAACUAUGCGUCAGUUGUAAGUUUGUUUUUAAAAUUAUUUUGUAGUAUUUUUUUUUUUUUGUAAUUUAUAAGAAGUUAUAUUGUGUAAGUCAUCGGAUUAAGACUGUGUAGAUAUGAUGUACCUACCUAUUUAAAAGAAAAGCAAAAUUGACGGAGUUGUUAAAUAUAUUGUAUUUGUAAAUAUUAUAA
Molecule: messenger RNA, 4136 nt
Organism: Rhopalosiphum padi (bird cherry-oat aphid)
Lineage: Eukaryota; Metazoa; Arthropoda; Insecta; Hemiptera; Aphididae
Product: probable G-protein coupled receptor Mth-like 1
Biological process (GO): G protein-coupled receptor signaling pathway; cell surface receptor signaling pathway
Cellular component (GO): membrane
Molecular function (GO): G protein-coupled receptor activity
Source: RefSeq, a predicted model, not a curated record